Paramuricea clavata is the source of this 937-nucleotide messenger RNA. The record is from the annotation of a GenBank genome assembly. NCBI's taxonomy places the organism in Eukaryota, Metazoa, Cnidaria, Anthozoa, Malacalcyonacea, Plexauridae.
AUGGCCUCAGUGAUGCUGGCUCAUAUAGAAUUACAACAUCCGGAGACACAUGCUUACAUUAAAUACAACAGAAAUACUCCUGUUGUGGAAUUGAUGAGAGAAACUAAAGUCUUUCAGGCACAAAUUUACAAGAUUAAGAAAGAGCCGCUUCGAACUAAGAUAAUUUCAAAGAGAUUCAAAGGUCCUGGUGGUCGUCCUGAGAAACUUAGUGUAUGUGACAAGAGAGCUUUGUUAGUGUUAAGGAUAAAUCUAUACGAGUAAAGUUUGCAAGGAAAAUGAUCAAAGAGUACGAUAUAAAUGUUUGGACCAAAGAUGUUGCCUUUUAUCUUGAUGGCGUCAGCUUCACUUACAAAAAGAACCUGAAGGAUCAAGCAGUAGCACCAACAAGAAGAGUGCAGAAAGGCGAAUGAAGAUCUUUUAGCAGGAUGCACUGCAAAAGGCAAAAAGUGUGGAGCUGGAGGCAAGACUGCAAAGUUAAUAGUUGCGAUUUCCUAUGGCAAAUGGGUCAUUUGUUGCGAGUGUUACGAGAAGAUGGAUGGCAUGUUUUUUGCAUCAUUCACUAAAAAUAAAUGCAAGAAAUUGAUGAAAAAGUCAGCAAAGCGUUCUCGGUUACUGGUUCAGGAUGGAGAUCCUUCCUAGAACAGCGCAGCUGUCAAACAUGUCAUUUUCAUCUCUUAAAUGCCCAUUGCUUGCUAUACCACCACGAAGUGCAGAUCUCAACCCGAUAGAGAACAUCUUUCACUUAGUGAGUAAACAGCUAGAGAAGGACGUGUUGGCAAAGGACAUUUCUUGUGAGAGUAUGGACGAUUUCAAACAGCACAUGAAGGCGACUUUCAUGAGCCAUUUUCCCCAAGAAAGAAGUGAUAAAACAAUAUUUUCAAUGUCUUCCAGGAUAAAAGGAAUAAUUUGUGAGAAAGGAGAGCGCCUGAAGUGUUAA